UCCUGUUGUGCUUUUCAAAGCCGUCUGUUGCAGGGGUGAAUUAAAGUAUGCUCCUUAGUCGGUUUCUAGAUUUUGGGCAAUAAUGUUUAAAUUAGAAUGCACAGUAUGGCGCCAGGUUGUAUGCCCAUUAUGAGAUCGUUCUUAACAACAGUGGCGGACACAGCUAGCUAGCCGGCUAACUAACCUUCAAUGCAGCCAGUUGAUGUGACAUCUAGCUAACUAGCUAAAUGCUAGUAAUGCAAAUACAACGGCAAUGGCAAACUCACAGAUUCGUCUGAAAAUCCUCCCCAGCGCUCGCUGCCUCUAUGAUAAACUGGUGCAGCUGAAAGUAGAGGGCCUUUCCCCACACAGACCAGUGGAGCUGAGGUCCAAGGUGGUUGAUGACCGAGGAGUCACCUUCAAAGCGUCCGCCGUGUACAAAGCGGAUGAAACUGGAGAGGUGGAUGUGUGCCGUGCGCCGUCUCUGGGAGGCAGUUACACUGGAGUUCAGCCCAUGGGUUUGUUCUGGGCCUUGGCGCCGGACACGCCGCACAGCAAAUACCUGAAGAAGAACGUGCUCACCCCAUCACUGGUGGAGAUAGAAGCGCUGAGUGGGGAGGACGGUGGGGUUCUGGCCUCGGGAACCAACGAGAGAGUAUACAUGACAGAGGGGAUGAAGAGGGUUCCUGUGCAGGAGGGCAGAAUACGAGGCGUGCUUUUCAUACCACCAGGAAAGGGUCCGUUCCCAGGGAUUGUGGAUUUGUACACUUUUGGUGGCGGCUUAAGUGAGCCCAGAGCCAGCCUGUUGGCAAAUAAAGGCUUUGUUGUUCUGGCCCUGGCCUAUUUAGGCUACCAGGAUUUACCAAAAAAGCCUAAAAACCUGGAUUUGGAAUACUUUGAGGAAGCUGUGAACUUCCUGAGGACAAGACCAGAGGUUCAAGGUCCUGGGAUUGGCAUCAUUUCGAUCUCUCACAGUGGUGGUCUGGCUUUGACGAUGUCAUCUCACCUAUCAGGCAUCUCAGCAACUGUGUGCAUUAAUGGCAGCAAUGCAAACACUGUUAUUCCAUUACACUACAAAGGCAACGUUAUGCCUCCGCUCACGCCCAUCGUAAAAAACGUUAAAAUCACAGAGUCUGGGCUUUUCAGUAUACGCGACGCCUUGCCAGACCCUACCUUGGAAAAGAACAAGGCGUCAUUGAUUCCAGUCGAACGUGCCAGCUGCCAGUUCCUCUUUGCUGUUGCAGAAGAUGACCACAACUGGAACAGCUCUAUGUUUGCAGAGAAGGCGGCACAAAUACUGAGAAGUCACGGCAAAGAAUCCUUUCAGGUGGUUUCUUACCCCAAAGCCGGGCACUUUUUGGAAGCCCCUCACACGCCUUUCUGUCCGUCUGGGUUUCACCCAGCCGUAGGGAUGAAUGUGGUGUUUGGUGGGGAGCCAAAGGCCCACUGUGAGGCUCAGCUGGACCUGUGGGAAAGAGUCCAGGAGUUCUUCAAGAGCCACUUGGGCAAGAACGGUUGUUAACAAGCAGCGCUGCGUUAAUGACGCCCAGCACUUAGCCAGAAAAUGCACAAGCAUGUGAAAACAUCAGAUUCUUGCCUUUGUUAGCCUUUAAACAAACAUCUAAAUGUUUUUGCACUAAAAGUAUGUUCUUCGGUGGUAAACGUAAAAAGUAAAAUACCUUUUUGCUCAUUUCCACCAAGGCGAGAGAGGCUCAGAAAUUACCAUUAUGUGCAGCACAUUAAAAUGUUACUGUUUGAUUUGCCAUUCUUCCACAUUAUGGGCUGUAGAAUACUAACUCACAUUGAGUAGUGUGGUUAAUUACAGUCAUUAAUCAUUUGGGGUGAGCUAAGAUGUCUGUACGCGGCCUUCCAAGUUGGUGAUGACAGUGAAUCUUAUUAAGAUUCCUUUGUGUUGUAUGAUGUUGUAAUGUGUUGUUUUGCUGAACAUAUAAAAAGAAAAACACUGAACUACA
Betta splendens (Siamese fighting fish) is the source of this 1952-nucleotide messenger RNA. Its product is annotated as acyl-coenzyme A thioesterase 1-like. NCBI's taxonomy places the organism in Eukaryota, Metazoa, Chordata, Actinopteri, Anabantiformes, Osphronemidae. The coding region runs from base 254 to 1501 and encodes 415 amino acids. Gene Ontology annotation, molecular function: fatty acyl-CoA hydrolase activity. Gene Ontology annotation, biological process: acyl-CoA metabolic process; fatty acid metabolic process. The record is from RefSeq and is a predicted model, not a curated record. The transcript has 4 exons.